AGUGGGCACUGUGGCGUUCCACAAAGACCUCGCCGCACGCUCGCACACGUGAUGUUGCAAGAGGUGAAGGAUAAGAAGCACCGGGAAGCGAGCUGAAGUAUUUCCGCCGCGUCUAUCAAAGGAAAGCCGGCCCGUCGUGAGGUGUUUGGUGUGUUGUUUUUUUAUUCGCCGAGAAGUCGCGAAGAUACUGCAAGACCGGGUCGCCGUCUCAUAUCGCAGGGGAACAAUCAGAGGGUGAGCGGCAAGCCCCGGUGAGGGGCACGGCCGACAGCGAGAAGCGUUUCGAUAUCGAGAAUAACUGAGGAGAGCACAAGCUCAACGUCAUAGCAUGGCUCCACGAAAGGCGUCGGCGUGCGCCACAGGAGGCAGGAUGAUAAACCCUUCUGUCGAGCCCGCCUCGCGCCGCGAGUCCGCCCAGGAGAGGCGCGACUCCGAGGGUAGAGCGAGGCGAGCUUCAGCUAGAGCAAGCUCUAGAGAGAGCCACAAGCGUCCGUCGGCAGGGGGGCGUGACAGUGCGAGCAAAAGCGAAUCCUUGCUCUUGCCACAGGGGGGAGAUUCAACGACGAGCGCGGCAGCACUGCAAGCCCGCAACCAGCGGCGGAGUAUCGGACUCAAGCGGUUGAGUGUCAACACGCAUAUGAAGGACAGCCUGAUCAACACACUGGAGGACGUCGCACGAGACGUGAGGAUGGGGCUUCAGACGACAGGGAUCGAAAAGCUCCAAACAAUCAUGACCGAGGCCAAAGAGAAGGGGCUGGGUGUCAGCAAUCUCUUCUACUUUUUCCUGCUUCAAUCCGAGGACGGGAAACGCGAGUCCAUGGAACGGAAAGCAAGCUCAUCGCUGGAAACACCGGGAGAAACCAUGGAACCUGUCGCCGAAAAACGCGAGGGUGCUACGGGAGGCUUGUUCAAGGACACAGAAUCCUCCAAGACAAGGGCUAAGGCCGCGCGGAGCAGGGCGUCCACAGAGCUGGUGGACCGCCUGAACCGGCGACGCUACCUCUCAAUCUCGGCGAUCAUGGUCGAACAAUGUGCGACCAUCGUUGUUUCAGCCGCAGGCUCUUCCCAGGUUGACGAUCCCGCAACCAAAGAAGGGGAUUCUUCGACGUCCGGACGAAGAAGAAGCAGCAUGUCUCGGAGGUCGUCUUUGGCGGAGGAAGCCAUGAUGCGCGACAGGCUCAUCACGUCCGCCUCCUUUCAGCACGGCUUGACAACGCUUGGUUUCAAGAUCAGCACCGAGGCGAAGAUAACGCGAAAUGAUUACGAGGCUUUGUUGGGGUUUGCAUGAGAAUUCCGAUGGUCUUUUGUUCCUCACCAGUGGGCUGGUUUGUGAUUCACCGAUAAUCGGCCCAACGCGCCCCAGCCAACCAAUAUCAACUGGGAUAGAAUUGACACGUUGCAAUGUCGCAUGAUCGUACGUUUGUACGGGACCACGACUGUUGUCGAGUGCUUUGGUCAUGGCGACCAACUUCAAGCCCUAACAACAAGGAUGUUGUUCACGCACCACGGACGCGCAACCAUGAAAGAGUGUGGGGGU
This is a messenger RNA of Ectocarpus sp. CCAP 1310/34, 1537 nucleotides long. Lineage: Eukaryota; Phaeophyceae; Ectocarpales; Ectocarpaceae. The record is from the annotation of a GenBank genome assembly.